UGACGUCACAAUGAUCUGCUUCUCUUUGACGAAGCUAACACAGGCCCUUCACUAAAUUGGUCCUGAAUUAGUAUUGAAUGUCUCUGGAGCAGCAAAACGGGACGCCCGUCACUAAGUCGAUUGAAUAAUAUUUCAUCCGCUAAAUCUUCGUGCCCACUUCAUCUCGUCAUGGUGCACGUUGAAGAGUCACGGCCUGUUUUAGCUUUGGCUGCCUUAGCUUAGCUUACUUUACGAGCUGCUAGCAAAUCGAAGCGUUUGUGAGCAACGCAUCGCAAAGCGGAGAUCAAAUGGGCGUAAAAUAGUUUUGAGUUUGGUGUGAAAAUGUGGGAAAGUCGGACGGAAGAGGACGAGGAGGAUUUUUGUGGAACAAAACGGGAGAGCGAGCGACAACGUCAAUGGCUGGAUGGAACUUUCAAGAAGCCUCGAGUUGGGUUACACACCGCAGACAUCACCGGCGAUCUUAAUCCAUUUUCAUCAGACAUUCACUCGAAAUCCCUUCACAUCAAAGAGGAAGUGGGGGAUAAAGAGUCCCUCAAAAUCAAAGAGGAGGAGGAAGAAGAGUUCCUGCACAUAAAAGAGGAAGUGGAGGAUAAAGACCGCCCCCUAAUUAAAGAUGAUGAAGAAGAGUUCCUGCUCAUUAAAGAGGAAGAGCAGGAGGAUAUCAUCAAGGUCCGAUUGACUGGUGUCACUUGGAAGACUGAAGAUGAAGGGCUCAGUGAUGAAGAUCUAAGAGAGGAAAGCAGAGUUGUGGAACCACCAAGCAGCAUCUUACGUCAACCCACGACAACAGAGAGUGAUCGAGACCACUGUGGAAGAUCACCAGAAGACGAACUCUUGGCUCCACUAUCGGAGAGUGACGACGCAAUGUCACACUCUCGUGAUGAAGAUGAUGAUGACGACGACGACGAACGCUUUGUGAAAAACGUAGGUUAUGAGUGCCAUUUGAAAAGUCAUGUGACGAGCCACACUGGUGAGAAACCUUUUGUCUGCCCAGUUUGUGGCCAAACAUUCUCUCGUAAACACUCUCUAACGACACACUCAAGAAAACACACUGGAGAGAAACCUUUUGCCUGUUCAGUUUGUGGUCAGACAUUCUCACGCAGACAUGUUUUGACAGUACACAAAAGAACACACACUGGAGAGAAACCCUUCGCUUGUGCAGUUUGUGGUCAAACAUUCUCUGUGAAUGGGAGCUUGAGAAGACACAUGAGAACACACACUGUGGAUAAUCCCUUUGUCUGCUCAGUUUGUGGUCAAGGAUUCCCGGAAAAGGACCAAUUAAAUAUGCACACAAGAACCCAUACUGGUGAAAAAUGUUUAAGCUGCUCAGCUUGUGGUCAAACGUUCACCCAGAGAGGAGCCUUAUUAUGUCACAUAAGAACACACACUGGUGAGAAACCUUUUGCCUGUUCAGUUUGUGGCCAAAAAUUCUCUCAUAGGCGAAACCUAAAAAGCCAUACAAGGACACACACAGGCGAGAAACCGUUUGCCUGCUCAGUUUGUGGGCAAACGUUCUCUCGUAAACAAGCUCUGACAACACACUCGAGAAAGCACACUGGAGAGAAACCGUUUGCCUGUUCCGUUUGCAAUCAAAGAUUCUCCCGUAGGCAUGUUUUGAUUGCUCACAAAAGAACACACAGUGGAGAGAAACCUUUUCCAUGCUCAGUAUGUGGUCAAAGAUUCUCCAAAAAGGGAUCCAUUAAAAGUCAUAUGAGAACACACACUGGUGAAAAACCAUUUGCCUGCUCAGUCUGUGCUCAAAGAUUCUCUCUCAAGGGAAACUUAACAAGCCACAUGAGAACACACACGGGCGAGAAACCUUUUUCCUGCUCAGUCUGUGGUCAGAGAUUCUCUCAGAAGGGAACUUUAAUAUGUCACACGAGAACACACACUGGAGAAAAACCCCAUGCCUGCUCAGACUGCGGUCAAAGAUUCUAUCAGAAGGGUAACUUUAAGAGACACAAGUGUGCUGGUGAUAAAAGAAGUGAUAUGUAAAACUGUCCUGAUAUUCAGGUUGUUGAUUUGAUCGCAGCUGGACUUGUGGUUCUUUCCGACUUUUCAACCAUCAUCCAAGCUGGCUUCACCAAUUAAGGGGUUUGAUGGGGCAGCUCAAACUUUGGGCUCAAGCCAUCCAGUGUCACCUGUCUGACUGCAGGAGUGAAAAAAAGUUACAAUUUUGUAUUCUACCUAGCUUGUAUUUUAUCUACGGUCUUAUAUUGAGUGUACAUUUUAAAAGUUUCCAUGGGCAUGUGUUGUGAAUGAGCACUUGUGUUCAAACCUAUCAAGGAAUGCAUCUGCCUUGCCCACUGUUUUUGUGUGUACAAAGACAAAGAACUAAAGGAUUAAUUGAAAUUGUGUAACCAACCCUAUAACAUGGUUUAUUUGCACUGUAUGUAUAAGAUACCUUAUAACUGGAAUAUAAAUAAAGGUCUGAAUGUGCAACUGACUGUCCACACUCAGGCAUCUCAGCACUUGUGCCACAUAACUUCUCUCGACAAUACUGAAUGGCUUGCAAUUCUCAAGAAUGUUGAGCAGUGCCUACUCAGGCAAUGCCUUCCUAGAAGCUUGCUUGUUAAACAUGAAGUUAUGGUAUCAGACACUUCAGUUUGGUUCUUUGAAUGUACAAGAAUUAUCUGCCGGAAGACAAAUCAUGUAACGCAGUCCGGAUGUGAUUCUUAGUUGCAUGUGUGAUGGCCCUUAAAAGAGCCGUUGGGGUUGUGUCAAGAAAGCUUAAGCCCUCUCGCCACGGAUGCGUCGAGCCAGCUGAAUGUCUUUGGGCAUGAUGGUAACCCUCUUGGCGUGGAUAGCGCACAGAUUGGUGUCCUCGAACAGACCGACGAGGUAAGCCUCGCUAGCCUCCUGCAACGCCAUGACGGCUGAGCUCUGGAAGCGUAGAUCGGUCUUGAAGUCCUGUGCGAUCUCCCUAACCAGACGCUGGAAAGGCAACUUGCGGAUAAGCAGCUCGGUGGACUUCUGAUAACGACGAAUCUCGCGAAGCGCCACAGUACCGGGCCUGUAACGAUGAGGUUUCUUCACACCGCCGGUGGCCGGGGCGCUCUUGCGGGCAGCUUUGGUAGCCAGUUGCUUCCUCGGUGCUUUACCACCGGUGGAUUUACGAGCUGUUUGCUUCGUUCUUGCCAUAGUCCUCGAGGGCUAGCUUGCACCAAGUGAGAAUGCCGAAAGGUCCACGAGCUCCAGGUUUUAUCCAGGGGAGGCAACUUUGAUUGGUGCGGUUUGGAAGAGCGCGCGCCAAAUCAGCCUGAACAUUGGACGGACACAAAUUUAAAUUGAACCAAUGGGCACUCAGUACAACUGACCAACGGCUCGCGAAACAGAAUGAAGGAAAAUGCGUUUGGCGUCUUCAUUUGUGAGUUGAUUUGAAAUGUUUCAUCUUCAUUAACUGAACGUUUUGGAAAUGUGUGAAGUGAGAAAGCAAUAAUUAUUAUACACGCAUUACUCAUAUUAUUUGGGGUUGAUUCUGUUUUGUGUUCAAGGAGGUGUUGUCGAAAAAACGAAUACAUAUAUCAGUCAUUCUAUAAGGAACGGAAUCAGUACAGAAUUGUACCAAAAUAAACUUUAUUAAACAACAACAAAAACAUUCACCUGAAGGCGUUGCUUUAAAAAGAAAUAUAUCUGCAUCAUUUAUUAAAAACAAAUGUGACCUCAUGACUGCAGACCAGACAAUCAAAUGUACACCCCAAAAGCACUGAGGAGCAAAAAUGGUUGAUAGAAAUGACUUAUUCGUCAACUCAAUCGACCAAUGACUUCUUAAACGUUAAUGUUAAUUUUGCUGAAUGAUUUUUAGUAUCCAGUAAUGUAUUAUAUAGGACGUUUUGUCCCAACUCCAUACUAUCCGAAAUCUGAUAUAUACAAUAAGACAGAUUACUGUAGAACGAAAUAAACUUCUUUCAAAACUAAAGGACACAAAAAUGUUUUGAGACAAAACAAUCAACCCUGCACAGUUAUCAUUGAACUAUAUGGGGUAUUGAUAAAUGGAAGACUCUUUAAAGGUGUGGUGGCUCUUAAAAGAGCCUUUUGUAUUAAAAGGUAUGCUGAAUUACUUCUUCGAUGCAGCCUUCUUGACGGUUUUGGGCUUGGCGGCCUUUUUGGAGGGGGCCUUCUUUGCGGCAGCAGUUUUCUUAGCCGCAGGAGCUUUUUUGGGUGUCGCCGCCUUCUUGGUGCUCUUGGCGGGUUUCUUCGUUUUCUUGGGCGACGCAGCCUUCUUGGUGACCUUCUUGGCGGCGGUUUUCGCUGGAGUCGUUUUGGGCUUUUUGCUCGGUGCGGCCUUCUUGACGGCAGC
Molecule: messenger RNA, 4300 nt
Organism: Hippocampus zosterae (dwarf seahorse)
Lineage: Eukaryota; Metazoa; Chordata; Actinopteri; Syngnathiformes; Syngnathidae
Product: gastrula zinc finger protein XlCGF57.1-like
Exons: 2
Coding region: 322-1995 (557 amino acids)
Biological process (GO): regulation of transcription by RNA polymerase II
Molecular function (GO): RNA polymerase II cis-regulatory region sequence-specific DNA binding; DNA-binding transcription factor activity
Source: RefSeq, a predicted model, not a curated record